UUGUUCGAAAAAAUCAAAUGUGUUUGUAGUCACAAAAAAGUAGACAAGAAUCUGUGACUGUUAACCUCAAUCUGUUUUGUUGCUCUUCCUUUUUACAGUGGAUCGUGGAAGAGUAGUGUGUGCGCUGUCUUAAAAUUCUUUUAACGGCAAGAUGGCGCCCGAACCAGUAACUAAGAAAAACAAAGAAGAGGUUAAGGAUAAGUCAAAGAACCCCAUGAGGGAACUUCAUAUCCGUAAACUAUGCCUGAAUAUAUGUGUUGGUGAAUCUGGUGACAGGCUAACCCGUGCAGCAAAGGUAUUGGAACAACUCACAGGCCAACAGCCAGUGUUUUCUAAAGCUAGGUACACAGUCAGAUCCUUUGGUAUCAGAAGGAACGAAAAAAUCGCUGUACAUUGUACAGUUCGUGGCCCAAAAGCUGAAGAAAUUUUGGAAAGGGGUCUUAAAGUUAGGGAAUAUGAAUUGAGGAGAGAUAAUUUCUCAGCAUCUGGAAAUUUCGGUUUUGGUAUCCAGGAACACAUAGAUCUUGGAAUCAAAUAUGACCCAAGUAUAGGAAUUUACGGUCUUGACUUCUAUGUAGUCUUGGGACGUCCAGGAUUCAAUGUAGCACACAGGAGAAGGAAACAAGGGAAAGUAGGAGCACCCCACAGAUUGAACAAGGAAGAUGCCAUGAAAUGGUUCCAGCAGAAAUAUGAUGGUAUCAUUUUGGGAAGUAAAAAAUGAGCAGUAAUAACAUUUAUGUAAAAAAGAUAUUUGUAUUACUGUUUAAUAAAAAACAUAACCCAUA
Messenger RNA from Coccinella septempunctata (seven-spotted ladybird), 785 nucleotides. RefSeq names its product 60S ribosomal protein L11 (gene RpL11). Gene Ontology annotation, cellular component: cytosolic large ribosomal subunit; ribosome. Gene Ontology annotation, molecular function: structural constituent of ribosome; RNA binding. Gene Ontology annotation, biological process: translation. Lineage: Eukaryota; Metazoa; Arthropoda; Insecta; Coleoptera; Coccinellidae. The record is from RefSeq and is a predicted model, not a curated record. The coding region runs from base 152 to 721 and encodes 189 amino acids. The transcript is spliced from 3 exons.